UUAGAAGAAAAAUUGUUUUGGCUGUUGGGUUUAGUGGAAGAGAAGAAGACACCUUAAUUGGUGCAAUCUACUGAAACAAGAAAAUUCCUCUUCUUUCAUAUUGUCACAACACAAACACGCCGUUUCAAUCCAGCCACGUUUGUGUGAAUCAUUGUUUUCAGAUCAGGGAUGCUGGGAAAAUCCGUGGCUUCUCCUCUGCUGACAUUUGAUUCAACUGCUCAGUUUUGUAAUUAUCCCGAUACCGCUGCAUUGACGACUAGCAAACCAUUUCCAAAUAUAAACCUUACCACUUACACCCCAUGGGGUGCCCUCCGAGGGGGACGUUAUGCAAUCUCUUUCAUAUCUAAGAACUGGGAGUUGCAUUCUACUGCUCAAACUGAAGAUGUGAUUCUCAGUGACGAAGACAAGAAAACAUGGGAAUCUUGCAGGCAAGCGCUGUCUGCAUAUGGUUUUGGUGCAGAGGAGGAAGACAAGAUUCUUGGCAAGGCAUUUGGUCAUAUUCAUUCUCCUUAUUGGGGUGAAGAGCGAAAGAAGGAAGUUCCCAAGUUCGAGGUUGUUAAUGAGAUACUAAGUUACCUAAAGGAUUUAGGCCUCACUGAUGACGAUCUUGGAAAAGUUCUCAAGAAAUUUCCGGAGGUGCUUGGAUGCAACCUGGAAAACGAACUCAAAGAAAACGUGCAGAUUCUCGAUAAUCAAUGGGGCAUCAAAGGUAAGACAUUGAGAAACCUCCUCCUUCGUAAUCCGAAAGCUCUAGGUUAUAAUAUUGAUUGCAAGGGUGAUUGUGUGGCACAAUGCACACGCUGCUGGGCUCGAUUUUAACUGCCAUUAUGCUCAUUUUGUAUAGGCAUCCUUGAUUUUGUGACAUCUUAUACAUUCCAUUCUACCAGUAUUAAUACAUCAAAAUUUCCCUUGAUCCUUGUA
Messenger RNA from Salvia splendens (bonfire salvia), 921 nucleotides. RefSeq lists its product as uncharacterized. The transcript is spliced from 3 exons. Bases 169 to 819 code for a protein of 216 amino acids. Gene Ontology annotation, molecular function: double-stranded DNA binding. Gene Ontology annotation, biological process: regulation of DNA-templated transcription. The record is from RefSeq and is a predicted model, not a curated record. Lineage: Eukaryota; Viridiplantae; Streptophyta; Magnoliopsida; Lamiales; Lamiaceae.